Molecule: messenger RNA, 5832 nt
Organism: Peromyscus eremicus (cactus mouse)
Lineage: Eukaryota; Metazoa; Chordata; Mammalia; Rodentia; Cricetidae
Gene: Grk5
Product: G protein-coupled receptor kinase 5
Exons: 16
Coding region: 191-1963 (590 amino acids)
Biological process (GO): protein phosphorylation; signal transduction; regulation of signal transduction
Cellular component (GO): cytoplasm
Molecular function (GO): ATP binding; G protein-coupled receptor kinase activity
Source: RefSeq, a predicted model, not a curated record
AGCAGCGGCGGCGGCGGCUCCUCGGUGCAGAGGGGGAAACUCCGCGGGCUCCAAGCAAGAAUAAUGCGGUAGCAAGGCGGGCUGCUUGCUCCCGGCUCUGGCAUUAGCGGCGUCAGUCCGAGCAGCGGCAGCGGCAUCACUCCAGGCGCUGACAGCCCGGGCCGGCUCCCUCGCUGACUGCCGACUGUCAAUGGAGCUGGAAAACAUCGUGGCCAACACGGUGUUGCUGAAAGCCCGGGAAGGGGGUGGAGGAAAGCGCAAAGGGAAAAGCAAGAAGUGGAAGGAAAUCCUGAAGUUUCCUCACAUCAGCCAGUGUGAAGACCUCCGAAGGACCAUAGACAGAGAUUACUGCAGUCUAUGUGACAAGCAACCAAUUGGGAGACUGCUUUUUCGACAGUUCUGUGAAACCAGGCCUGGGCUGGAAUGCUACAUUCAGUUUCUGGACUUAGUGGCAGACUAUGAAGUUACUCCAGAUGAAAAACUUGGAGAGAAGGGGAAGGAAAUAAUGACCAAGUACCUCACUCCAAAGUCCCCAGUCUUCAUCGCCCAAGUUGGCCAGGACCUGGUCUCCCAGAUAGAGACGAAGCUCCUGCAGAGGCCCUGCAAGGAACUCUUCUCUGCUUGUGCUCAGUCUGUCCAUGACUACUUGAAGGGAGACCCCUUCCAUGAGUACCUGGACAGCAUGUAUUUUGACCGUUUUCUGCAGUGGAAAUGGUUAGAAAGGCAACCAGUAACCAAAAACACUUUCCGGCAGUACCGAGUUCUGGGCAAAGGGGGCUUUGGAGAGGUCUGUGCCUGUCAGGUCCGGGCCACAGGUAAAAUGUAUGCUUGCAAACGCCUAGAGAAGAAGAGGAUCAAAAAGAGGAAAGGAGAGUCCAUGGCACUCAAUGAGAAGCAGAUUCUUGAGAAGGUCAACAGCCAGUUUGUGGUCAACCUGGCCUAUGCCUAUGAGACCAAAGAUGCUCUGUGCCUGGUCCUGACCAUCAUGAAUGGGGGUGACCUGAAGUUUCACAUCUACAACAUGGGGAACCCUGGCUUUGAGGAAGAACGAGCCUUGUUUUAUGCAGCUGAGAUCCUCUGUGGCCUGGAAGACUUACACCGUGAGAAUACUGUCUAUAGAGAUCUGAAACCAGAAAACAUCCUGCUGGAUGAUUAUGGCCACAUUAGGAUCUCAGACCUGGGACUGGCCGUGAAGAUCCCUGAGGGAGACCUUAUCCGAGGCCGGGUGGGCACUGUUGGCUACAUGGCCCCAGAAGUCCUGAACAACCAGCGAUAUGGCCUGAGCCCUGACUAUUGGGGCCUGGGCUGUCUCAUCUAUGAGAUGAUUGAGGGCCAGUCACCAUUUCGAGGCCGCAAGGAGAAGGUUAAGCGGGAAGAGGUGGAUCGCCGGGUGCUGGAGACUGAGGAGGUGUACUCCCCCAAGUUCUCUGAAGAGGCCAAGUCCAUCUGCAACAUGCUGCUCACCAAAGACUCGAAGCAGAGGCUGGGCUGCCAGGAGGAGGGGGCUGCUGAGGUCAAGAGGCACCCCUUCUUCAGGAACAUGAACUUUAAGCGCCUGGAGGCUGGGAUGUUGGACCCUCCCUUCGUUCCAGAUCCCCGGGCUGUGUACUGCAAGGAUGUGCUGGACAUCGAGCAGUUCUCCACUGUGAAAGGCGUCAACCUGGACCAAACGGAUGAUGACUUCUACUCUAAGUUCUCCACAGGCUCUGUGCCAAUCCCAUGGCAAAAUGAGAUGAUCGAAACAGAAUGCUUCAAGGAGCUGAAUGUGUUUGGACCCAAUGGUACCCUCUCACCAGACCUGAACAGAAGUCAGCCUCCAGAACCUCCAAAGAAAGGGCUGUUUCACAGGCUCUUCAGGCGUCAGCAUCAGAACAAUUCCAAGAGUUCACCCACUUCUAAGACCAGUUGUAACCACCUCGUAAAUUCAAACCACAUCAGUUCAAACUCCACUGGAAGCAGCUAAUUUCAGCUCUGGCCUUGAAGUCCAAGGUGGAACCAACUCAGACCCUUCUACCUGGAAGCAGAACUUGUAGCUGAUAGAGCUUCCACUGUGGCUGCAUAGCCAGGAGAGCUCCCCUGGGAACUGGGAUAGGAUACUGUUCACCCCAACAACAAGCCUCCAAGUUUCUCAAAGAAAUUUCCACUCAGGUCUGUUUUCCAAGGUGGCCCCAAGCUGGGGUGGACUAGAAUUGUCCUCGUUGAGCAUUGCAAUAGAAACCCAAUGGGAUAUGACAGCUUGCACAGAUUUUAAUAGCAUCCUAACUAGAACUGAAUUUUGUCUUUAUUAUUUUUAAAGGAAAGUUUUGUAAAUUUCUCUAUUGUCUCCGUUUACAUUUUGUAUAUUUGUAUUUAAAUGAAAGUCAGACUUUAAGGGUGUAUAUUUUCUGUGUAGCCACUGUUAAGCCAUGUGUUUUAAGACAUUUAGAUGGGGGGGGGGUUACAAAAAAUGUGACUCUAGACUUCCAGAACAUCAAAAGAGAAAAUGUUUUUAUUAAAUGUAGAAAAUGUUUCACCUUUUACCUUUAAAGACCUGAUUACAUCUACCUGUACCCAUCUCUCUAACCUUCCCUCAGUGUAGCUAUCACUCUCCUGUUGACUUGUAAUAAUCUGAAUGAAAUGCCAAAAUACACUUGGGACAUCCCUCCCCUAAACACUCUCUAUGGGGUAGGACCUCAUUGGUAAGAAUACUUCUGUGGGCAGCAUUUGACAUUGCAGCUUCUCUUGUCCUCCUGCUGUUGGACAUCUAGCGUGCAGGGCAGGGAAUCCUAAGUCAUUGGGCUGCAGAUCUUGGCUGAUAAAGCUGGUGGUUUUCAAGAGGUUUCUGUUGUAUUUGGGAAUUUUUAUUAUAUAUUAUUUUUAGUAGUUUGUACUGAUGAUAAGAACCAGUCUUGGAAACCCAAGUGUUCCCAACCAUGGGACUAUGGAGAAGUGUGAAUUUGGGGUCCAUCAUGAGUGACUACCUCUGUGCCUGUUUAGGCCUUGGCUGGUCAGUAAAGUGAUCACCAGAUCAUGACACCUUCAUGGGGCCCCACAGACUUGUUGGCUCGUGUGACAUGAAGAAAGUCAUCUUUCCAGGCAAAUGGGAUGCCUAAGAAGAAACUGAGGCACCAGUGAAGUGCAAGACAAUCUCAUUGUCACUUCCCAAGGAGAGCUGGGCCAGAGGCUGGUUCUAACUGGGCAUCUCAAAGUUACAGGCACAAGUCACUCCUGGAAGACUUGACAGACUUCCCUUUCCAGCCCUGGGGAGUUGUGGCCUAGCCCCUGAUAUCCCAGGAGGUGACAAGUUACAGAUUUACCCUCACCUUCUAACCAGGACAGGGUGAUCAGCUAGUCUCACUGCUCCCCUGGGAGAAGGAGGCUCUGAGUUUGACUCUGCUUCAAAAUUUGUCUCAGCCACCAACUACUGGGGUUUCUUACAGGAUGAGCCAGGUGCUACCUGAAUCAGCUCCUAUUAAAAUGCAGAUUCCUGGGCCACACCCCAAGCCUAUUACUUGCUGAUUUUAUUUUAUAGUUCAGGCUGAUCUCAAAUUAAAAAUCUUCCUGCCUCAGCCUCCUGAGUGCUAGGAUUUGAUGGCAAGUGCAUACUACCAUGAAAUCUACAUCUUUCCUAAGCUACUCAGACCCUUCUGAUGCCCCGUAGUAUGGCCAUUCCAAAUGUGUUUUUCUGAGGGACCUGACAACUUUGGAGCUUGAACCUGUCAGGAGGAGAAUCCCAAGCAUGUAGACCUCGUAUCUUUGAAUCCAAGCUCUCCCAGGGCUUACUGCUAGAAAGGAGCCUGAUUUGGGGGACUAUUUAUUCUGAAGUCAGUUAACCAUGAGAGAGGAAACAGCUAGGCUCUAUGGAACAUGAUUAACCUCAAGCCUGGCCCUCUGGCUGCUCCUAAACCUUUCUUGGGCUGAAUAUGAAGCAAAUGCAAAAGACCAUAUCCAGGUUCUAUUGGGGAGCAGGACACUUGGUACUUCCAGAUCGUCAAGCCUGUUGCUCAUGCUUCUUCCUUGAAGAAAAGAAGAACUGUCAUCCUUCUGGGAUGGCCACCAGCCCCAGCCACACACAACUCCUGCCUGCUUUUCACACGAUUGUUUCUAGUUCCCACCCACAGCCAUGUAACCCUUGUCAGGUGGGUAGCUGUUAAGAAACAGUUUCUCCUUAGGCCUCAAAAUCAAGGCAAUGUCCAUUUGCAGCAAAGAAUCCCCAGGAAGCUAAACAGAUAGCACAAGUCUGGCUACCAUGUGUUACCGUCAUGAGGUCCUGAAAGAUCUGUGCACUGAAAUGUACCUGAGUGCCUGUGGGAGGUAGGAGUAGUCACGUGAUUCGGUCUUUUAGUUUGUUUUGGCCUACUCAUGGCUUCAUAACAAGAAACAGUGCCUGAAAAGUGGCCCUCCUCCCUGACUGAGUCUUCCUCCUGCCUUUGUUAGCUGCAUUUUUUUUAAGUUUUUUGUUUUUGUUUUUAAAUGAAAAUAAACCCUCUGCCCUUUCCAGGAGAAAGUGUAUGUGAACAAUGAUGACUGUUGUGUAUGUGAGCUCUUGAUUUUCUGGGGAUGAUAUUUAGGGUCGUCCCCCCUCCAAAGGGUUUAAUGGACAAUUUUAAGUCAGAAUGAUUAUAGCAGAGGCCACCUUUCCAGGAAGAUGAUGUGUAUCCUCUACUCAUUCUUGAGCCUGAACUGCAAGGCUCCAAGUUCACUCACCUGCCUAGGGGCUGAGUCUGCAGCCAUGGGGCUGGUCUCUGAAAUGUGUUGUUUUCUGGGAGGGCCAAGGCAGCAAGAAGCCUGCCACACAGACCCAGGCAGGUAGCUCCAGUAAUACGCACUGGCCCAUGAUGUUUCUGAUGAGUUCAUAUGCAUGGCACUUCUUUGCUUUAGAGGCACAAGUAAGAUGCCUGCUUCAGAGCUGAGGCCAGCCACUGAGAAAGCUGAGGCUGAGAAGUUUCCAUGCUUCUCCAAGGAACUUAGCCCCAAUAUUAAAAUCUAUUAUUUUCUUCUGGACCAAGUACUUUCUUGAAAGACUGGCUCUACUUUCCAGCAAAUUAACUGGGCUACUAACCUCAACACAGAGCAGGCAAUGCAGCCUCCUGGAGCCUGGUAUUCUAAGCCUUGACAAAGGGAAUGGUGACAGCUUCUUGGACAACUAGAGGUCCCAAGAGGAAAAGAAAAAGCUAAUCCAAACAACACUGGGAUCUUCUAUUGGGCUAUUGUGUGUCUGCUUUACUGGUUGUAUCCUCAUCCCCUCCCAACUGUCUCCCAUCUUCAUAACCCAAUACCCUGAAAUAGGACCUUUGAACUUAGGUCUUGCUAUGGAAAGGCAAUAUAAAGUCUCUUCCUCCAGACUAUAGUUGGAAAGCCUCACCCUGGCCCACUUUCUGUACCUGUUUGUACAACCAGCCACAUAGGUAGUGAAGCUGACAGGUUUGUAGGCCAGAUUCUGCACAGGCACAUAAAGUGCCUCCUCUGGCCCAAACUGAAAAGUCUUGACUCAGGACAGUGAUUUAACAUGUGACAAGCUAGCUCACCCUAGGAAAGAAGUAUCAUUCACCCUAAAGGAAGAUGCUGGGCAUUGGGCAUUUUUCCAUUUCAUCGACCCACCAUUCCUAUAAUAGAUCACAAGUAAAUGUCCAUUAGAAGGGCAUUGUGGCUACUGGCAUUGUUAUAAUAAUAACUCUAGUAUCCAAAGGUUCUCAUUUUUUUUCCAGGGAUAUUUUAGCAUUAAUGAAUGAAUGUGGUUCCAUCUUGGAGGUUAUUCUCAAUGAUAACAGCUUCUGUUAUGCUGCUGUGAACCUCUCAUGUUCCAUUCACUAUGUCACAGUGCCACCGUGUCUAGCCACAACCACUGUUGUU